AUGGCCGCUGUCUCACCAGCUCCUACGGGAGCUGCGGCUUUGACACCGCCGGGCAGCAGCCACGGAGAUGGCAAGUGGGAUUUCCCCGGUACGCAGUCAGAGAAGACAACGCUAGACAAUGACGGAUCUCGCCUCGAUGAAUUCUCCCGAAACUCCUCCGCCGCUUCACGUAACGGCAACGCUUUGUCCGCUCCCUCUCCUCAAACGGGCAGCCAUUUCGAAACGCCUGCUCGCAAGAUACAUCCCCCCGAUAAUCUCACCAUGUCUAAAUGGGAUAAAGCUGGAGAGGGAUACGCCGGACUACCAUCCCACGCGAUGGUCACUGAGUCUAGACAAGGCCCAUCGAACACGUCGGGAAAUGAAGUUGCCGGAACGCAGAGUGCGUCGGAAGAGCGCAGACGGCACGAUCAACCAACCUCAGGCCUUGAGUACAGCGAGGCAGAUUCUAAGUGGAUUCAUCGAGAUAAACUAGCUAAAAUCGAAAAUGAAGAGUUGCAAGCCGCGGGCUUCUUCGUACCCCGAGUCCGAACCUCAAGCAAACAAAGACGGCCCCGUGGUCAGAACUCGGUCGAUAUCGAUAAUCAGCAUCAAAACCGACAGCGCCAUGAUUCUGCCGUCAUGGACCAGGUGGGCGAGGAAGAAUCAGCUACACCUCACUGGGAUUUGCGAACGCCAGCAGAGAUUGCUGAAGAGGAGGCAAAUGCCUACUUUUCCUCGCAGGGGCAGAAGGGAGGCACCAAAAUUCCGGUGGCCAAGGCCAGCCCAGCUCCCAUCCCGCAAGAUUAUCUGGACCGCGGUUCUCCCUCGGUUCGACGCAUCGAGCCGAUGGAUGGCGACACCAUCGCCUACACGAAAACGCGAUCGCGAAGUGCCAGUGCCACUACCAAGGACUUUGAAAUGGCCCACAACGGCAAUCGGCCUGCGGCCGCUGCAAAGCGGUCCGUCACGGAAGGCUCCCCAAAGAAGACCACGGUACGAAAGGCUUCGACAGGAUCCAAGACCAGCACAACCCCCAGCAGACCGAAGACCAGAUCUGGUCCGAUCAGGGACGCCAGUGGAACUCGGCCCUCGACACGAUCCGGGGAAGUGUCUGCUAGCAAACAGCCUGAAGGCGACCCGCCCUGGGUGUUCGACUCGUACAAGCCAGACCCGCGACUACCUCCGGACCAGCAACUGAUACCUACAGUAGCCAAGCGCCUGCAGCAAGAAAGGUGGGAAAAGGAGGGGAAAUUUGGCGACGCCUACGACAAAGAAUUCCGCCCUCUAAACGAUCAUGAAUUCCCGAGACCACAAGAGAAGGAGUUUGUCCUUGCCGAACAGGAGGAUCCGACACAAGCAGUCGACUGGCCAUUGAAACCGAGCAUUACCAAGAGUCCAAAGCAGGGCUCGUACUCAACAAUGCCCAAGAUAUCGGACAAGCCGCUGGUCAGCAUGACAGCGAAUUCCAAACCACCCGGAUCGCAGCCCAUCUCUCAGCCACAACAUACCGAGCCGACAUUACAAGCAAAGGAAGAAGCCGAGAAGAAGAAGGCUCGCUGCGGAUGCUGCGUGAUCAUGUAG
Metarhizium album ARSEF 1941 is the source of this 1560-nucleotide messenger RNA. RefSeq lists its product as uncharacterized. The record is from RefSeq and is a predicted model, not a curated record. The coding region runs from base 1 to 1560 and encodes 519 amino acids. The transcript has 2 exons. Lineage: Eukaryota; Fungi; Ascomycota; Sordariomycetes; Hypocreales; Clavicipitaceae.